AUUGGAUUCAGAAUGCUGGCUUUGUUACUGAAUAAUUUUGUUUACAUUUCUGUAUUUUUGACAUUAAAUUCAGUCCAAAAUUCAGAAAAGAUAGUUGAUGUCAAUGAGAGGAAAACCAAGAAGUAAUAAAUAGUAUCUACCUCAGAGUGACUACUUUUUAAAAUUUUAUGUUUAAUUAGUGUACUUUGGUUGAUCCCCACCCCAGGUAUCUGCCUGCCCAAGCUUUCCUGAUGUUUUCUGUCCACAAGACUCUCCUUGUGUGCUUCUUUUAACCUUUUCACUUCCCUUCCUUACACCUUUUCUGCCUCUUGGGACCUUGUCUUAGUUUCUUUUUGUGCUGUGAUGAAAUACUGUAACAAAAACAAUUUAGGUCAAGAAAGGUCUACUGAGCUCACUGUUGAGGCUCUAGUCUACCAUGUGGAAGUCAUAGCAGCAAGGGUGUGAGGGAGCUGGUCACACUGCAUCCACUGUCAAGCAGGAGGCAAACAAUGCUUAUGUACUCAGCUAACCUUUUAAAGUCACAGCUUAAUUUGUGUAUGUGUGCAGACAGCUUUGUGUCACUGUGUGGUGGUCAGUGAGCAACUUAAGAGUUGGCCCUCUCUCUUCCUUCUAUGGAUUCUGGGGAACAAACUCAGGUCAUUAAGUUUAGAAGCAAGUACCUAUGCCUACUGAGGCAGUUUUCCAGUUCACCUUUUUGUAUGGUCCAGGAUUCUAGCCCAAGGAAUGACCUACCACUCAAUGAGGAUCAAGAUAAUUCCUCAGUUGUGCCCAGAAGCCCAUCUCCCAAAUGACUAUAGAUCUUUUCAAGUUCACAACAGCAUCACAGACCCCUGUCCAAUUCAUGACACAUGCCUCAUCCCUAGUAAACGUAAGUAUAAAUUAGAAGCAGUUCUUUUAAGAGAGGACGUUUGGUAUUUGUUUUUCUGAAGUUGGGGUACUUAAUACUUCACAUUCCAUACAUAUUCCUAUAACUUCAUUUUUCUUUUUGAUGGGAUAUGAUGGUGUUUAUGUACCACAUUUUCUUUAUCUGCUGAUAGACAUUGAGGCUGAUUCUAUUUGCUCCUAUUGUGAGGAGCAGGAGUAAACGUGGCUGUCCACCUACCUCUAAUAGGAUAUAGAGUCUUCUGGACACAUGCCCAGAAACAGUAUAGCUGCCUCCCUCAUAUGGUGGAUUAUUUUUGCUGUCGGGGUUGCUUUCUUUUUGAAAACUACACUGAUGUCUUAGUGGCUGUGGCUGCACUGGUUCACAUUUCCACGAAUAAGGAGGAUUCCUUCUCUUUCCCACAUUCACAUUUGUUGGCAUCUGGUUGUCUUUUUUCUUUGUUUUUUGAGACGGCCUCUGCUGUAGCCUUGGAACUCUUUGUUGAUUAUGUAGACCAGGCUGACCUUGAACUCAAAGAGAUUUGUGCUUCCCAUGUGCUGGGAUUAAAGGUAUGUUCCACUGUUAUCUUGGCAUCUGUUAGUUUGAUAGCCAUUUUGACUGGGAUAAGAUGUAAUCACUAAGUAGUUUUAAUUUGCAUUUCUCUGAUGGCCAGAGACAUGAAACUCUUAAAGUACUUUUGGUUGUGCUUCUUUUAAAAACUCUCCAGUUCAUUAGCAUGUGUGUGUUCCACGGUUCUUUAUAUAUAUUAGCUCCUUGUCUCUCAAAGUUGUCCAUUGUGUAGGCCAUCUCACCCUACUGAAGCUUCCUUUGCUUUGAAGGAGUUUUUUAAUUUCACGCAAAUAUAUAUGUUAGUACUUGAGGCUGCUUUCUGGGAUGUUGGAAUCUAUUCGGAACAUGCCUGUGCCUACAUUUCCAAGUGCCUUUUCUCUAGCCAUUUCAGCACUGCUUGUUUUAAAUUAAGGUUGUUGGUCCACCUUGAAUUUGUUUUGUUCAAAUUGAGAAAUAGAGCUCCAGCUUAAUUCUUCCGUAGAUAAGUGCACAAUUUUGCCAGCACCAUUUGUUAGGCAGGUUACUCCUGCCCCGGUGUACACUGUUGACAAAACGGGUGGCCACAGCUGUUAUGUUUGUUUGGCUUCUCAUCCUACUCCAUUGAUCUAUAUGUCUGUUUUAGGGUCAGUAUUCUGCUGUUUUUGACACUGGCUCUCUAGUGUAAUUUGAGGCCAGACAAUCAGUACCUCAGGCAGUCUUAGGACUGCUGUGGCUGUCCAUCACUGCAUCCAUAUGAAUUUUAGGAUUUUUUUUUCUACAUCCAUGAAGAGGGUCAAUUGAAAUUUGGGGAGGAGUGCAUUGAAUUUACAGAUUGCUUGUGGUUGUAUAGCUAUGCUCACAAUAUUAACUUCUGUUCUGUGAGCAUGGAAAGUCAUUGCAGGCUUGCCCAAACUGCAGCCUGUGAACCACAGGAACUAAGAAUGACUGGCUAUAGUACAACAAGAAAUCAUCAGCUUACACAAAAUCUGAAAUUAUUUUGAAAUUUGUUUUUGUAACUUAGUUGUGUGGUUCUGAAGUGAAUACUUCAAUGAUGUACUAACAAGUUGAAUAAGCUUGGUAGUAUCUUCCUCAGUUUUAUUGUUUUAAAGCUUUUGCUGGAGGUGUUUUCUUUAGCUCCUUGGUUUGUUUUUUUGUUUUAUCUCUUGUUGUUUUAAGCUUUUGGAAAUGGGGAUAUAAUUUCUUUCUUCAGUGAGUUCAAUAUUAUAUAAACUACUGAAGUUUGGGGAGGUUUGGUUUUUGGUUUUGUUGUUUUUAUUUUUUGUUUGUUUUGCUUUUAAUUUAUGUGUCUGGUAGGGGACAGGUUAUGCAUAUCUUUGGAAGGCAGAGACCAUCAGGUUCUCUAGAGCUGAAGUUCCAGGCACUUGCAAAAUGUCUUAAUGUGAGUGCUGGAAAUGCAGGUGCCCUUCAAGAGCAAUGUGCGUUCUUAUCUCUGAGCCCUCUUCAGCCCCAGCUCUGAGUUUCAGUUCAAGUUUUCUGUUCUGCAACUUUAUUGAAACAAUUACCAGAUCAGCUUCCUGGUUGAGAACGUAAGUCUUAAGUUAAAAAAAAAUCACUUCAAAAUGAAUUUUCACAUAUAUAGAAAUGAAGAAAGUAAAUAUGUAUCUUUCUACUUGUACAAACUAGGAAAACCAGUGCAAACAUCAACAAAUGAGAGCAGCUAAUUACAAGAAUAGGAGAAAGAAAAGUAGAAAAAGUGACAGAAUUUAGAAGAAGGGUUGUUGGGAAUGAUGCUUUUACCACACAUUUCAACUGGUUUUAGACUUAGUGACAUCCACAAGACCUGAGAGUAACACCUAACAAUUCCUGAUGAAAUAAAUUCACUAAGCUGGGGGUUGGGGGGCAUCUUUAAAAAAAUCCCACAAGCAGAAAGUCAUGUCAAAAGAUAACAGCAAUCAAUCUAUAAGUUGGAAGUUUGUACACUCAAGAGAACCCCAUGGCUGGAUCCUUCCUCCUCCUCCUCCUCCUCCUCCUCCUCCUCCUCCUCCUCCUCCUCCUCCUCCUCCUCCUCCUCCUCCUCCUCUUUCUCCCUCCCUCUCUCAUUUUGUUUGUUUUGUUUUUAAGACAGGGUUUCUCUAUAUAUUCCUGGCUGUCCUGGGACUCACUAUAUAGACCAGGUUAGACUGGAACUCAAAGAUCUGCUUCUGCUCACUUCUGCCAUCCUUCCUCACCCUCCGAGCGCUAGGAUAAAGCUUUGAGGCAAGAAUGAAGGAGAGACCAAACUCGACUGAUAUAACAACCACGUCAUCAGAACAGCACUGAAUUUCAACCCCGGGUUUUAUGGCUACUGGACGUUUAGCCAGCACAGCAUGGUCCACUUUGCCCUGCUGGGGUGGAACACUGCAGGAGAGAGAGACAGAGAGAAGCCUACACUCACACCAUCUUCAUGGGCUCCUGGUUUAAAGAUAUUGCAUAGACAGCUAUCUAAUAAAUCUCUACCACUUCUCAUGGGCACACUCUCCAUUAUUCUCACAAGCUGAGAUUUAUCUGGUUGUGUGGUGGACACAAACUGAAGGACAAAAUUCAGUGUCUGAAGACUGAGGCAAGUUUCCACUGGCUGUGGUAAUGAAGAGGAAAUCCUGGAUUGAAAGAGUAUUCUACAAGAGAGAAUGUAACAAAUUCAUACCCAGCUCCAAGGACCCUCACAGAUGCACUCCAGGCUGCCAAAUCUGCCAGAAUUUAGUCAGGUGUUACUGUGGGCGGCUGAUUCAAGAGCACCAGGGGCUAGAUCGUGCCUGGAGCCUCUCAGCCACUGAGGGCAAUGGAAACGAGCAGUGGUCUGUCGAGAAGCACACGGUGAAAAGCCCUACAGAUACCUUCGGCACCAUUAACUUCCAAGAUGGCGAACAUAUCUACCACUCCAAGUACAUUAGAACUUCUUGGGAUACCAAAUCAGAUCAUCUGUUGCACUUAAUGUUGAAAGAGUGGAAUAUGGAGCUGCCGAAGCUUGUGAUCUCUGUUCAUGGGGGUCUUCAGAACUUCAAGAUGCCCUCCAAGCUCAAAGAGACCUUCAGCCAGGGGCUGGUCAAAGCUGCAGAGACCACAGGAGCAUGGAUAAUUACUGAAGGCAUAAACUCAGGAGUGUCCAAGCAUGUUGGGGAUGCCCUAAAAGCCCAUUCCUCUAUGUCUUUGAGGAAAAUCUGGACAGUUGGAAUCCCUCCUUGGGGUGUCAUUGAGAACCAGAGAGAGCUGGUUGGAAAAGAUGUGGUGUGUAUGUACCAGACCCUGAGUAACCCACUGAGCAAGCUCACCACACUCAACUGUAUGCACUCUCACUUCAUCCUGUGUGAUGAUGGGACUGUGGGCAAGUAUGGAAAUGAAGAGAAGCUCAGGCGGAACCUGGAGAAGCAUCUCUCGAUGCAGAAGAUACACACCUGCUCAAGGCAAGGUGUGCCUGUGGUGGGACUGGUGGUGGAAGGAGGCCCCAAUGUCAUCCUCUGGGUAUGGGAGACUGUCAGGAACAAGGAGCCUGUGGUGGUGUGCGAGGGGACCGGCAGAGCUGCUGACCUCCUGGCCUUCACCUACAAACAUUCGGAGGAUGGAGGGAUUCUACGCCCUCAGGUGAAAGAAGAGAUCUUGUGUUUGAUUCAGAACAUGUUCAACUUUAGCCUGAGACAGUCUAAGCACCUUUUCCAAAUUCUAAUGGAGUGCAUGGUUCACAAGGAUUCUAUUACCAUAUUUGAUGCUGAUUCUGAGGAGCACCAGGACCUUGAUUUGGCAAUCCUCAAGGCUUUGCUGAAGGGUACAAGCUUAUCCAUAUCAGAACAGUUAAAUCUGGCAAUGGCUUGGGAUAGAAUGGACAUUGCCAAAAAACAUAUCCUAAUUUACGGACAACAUUGGAAGCCUGGUGCUCUGGAACAAGCAAUGCGAGAUGCCUUAGUGAUGGAUCGAGUGGACUUCGUGAAGCUCUUGAUAGAGAAUGGGGUGAACCUACACCGCUUCCUCACCAUCUCCCGGCUGGAAGAUCUCUAUAACACAAAACAAGGACCAACGAAUAAGUUUUUGCGUCAUCUUGUCCAAGAUGUAAAGCAGCAUACCCUUCUCUCGAGCUACAGAAUAACACUCAUCGACAUUGGGCUGGUAAUAGAGUACCUCAUUGGUGGAGCGUAUCGAAGCAGCUACACUAGGAAAAGUUUCAGAGUUCUCUACAACGACCUCUACAGAAAACACAAGGGUAUGACUAGCUUUGCUCAGGGUCUUUCCCAGCACCCUCUUCAUCAGAGACAUUCAUUAGGAAAUAGAAAGGAGUCUUCGGAAAGCACACUGCACUCCCAGUUCUUCAGGACGGCCCAGCCCUACAAAUCCAAGGACAAGCCUGAAGACUCUCAUAAACCAAAGAAGAAGUCCAAGGAAAGACACAGCCUGUCAGAGGACCCCGGGUCUGCUGGCUUUAUCUACCCAUACAAUGACCUGCUGGUGUGGGCGGUGCUCAUGAAGAGACAGAAGAUGGCCAUGUUCUUCUGGCAGCAUGGAGAGGAGGCCACAGUCAAGGCGGUCAUUGCUAGCAUCCUCUACAGAGCCAUGGCCCGGGAAGCUAAGGAGAGCAACAUGGUAGAUGAUACUUCAGAAGAGUUGAAGAAGUACUCAGAGCAGUUUGGCCAGCUCGCCCUGGAUGUAUUAGAGAAAGCCUUCAAGCAGAACGAGCCGAUGGCCAUGAAGCUGUUGACCUAUGAACUCAAGAACUGGAGCAAUUCUACCUGCUUGAAACUGGCAGUGUCUGGAGGCCUGCGCCCUUUUGUGUCACAUUCUUGUACCCAAAUGCUGCUGACAGACAUGUGGAUGGGGCGUUUGAAAAUGAGGAAAAACUCCUGGCUGAAGAUAAUCAUCAGCAUCCUCUUACCACCCAUGAUUUUGACGUUGGAAUUUAAAAGCAAAGCGGAGAUGUCACAUGUCCCACAGUCCCAGGAUUUCCAGUUUACAUGGAAUUACAGUGACCAGGGUCUGAGUAACACCAAAGAAGCGAAAGACUACGAUUUGGAAAGAGGCCCUGAUGAGAAACUGGAUGAAGCUCUGCAUUUAGACUUAAGAAAUGUGCCCCAGAGCCUUCCCUGGACCAGAAGAGUCUACGAGUUCUACAGUGCUCCGUUUGUCAAGUUCUGGUUCUACACGAUGGCUUAUUUGGCAUUCCUCAUGCUGUUCACUUACACAGUGUUGGUGGAGAUGCAGCCCCAACCCAGCGUGCAAGAGUGGCUUGUCAUCAUCUACAUCUUCACCAAUGCUAUUGAGAAGGUCAGGGAGAUCUGCAUUUCAGAACCAAGCAAGUUUACUCAGAAGGUGAAGAUGUGGCUCAGUGAGUACUGGAACCUGAUGGAAACUGUGGCUAUUGGCCUGUUUGCCGUUGGCUUUGGCCUACGGUGGGGACAUCCACCUUUGCAUACUGCAGGGAGACUCAUCUACUGCAUAGACAUCAUAUUUUGGUUUUCUCGGCUCCUGGAUUUCUUUGCUGUGAAUCAACAUGCAGGUCCAUAUGUGACCAUGAUUGCAAAAAUGGCAGCAAACAUGUUCUACAUUGUGAUCAUCAUGGCCAUUGUUCUGCUGAGCUUUGGCGUGGCACGCAAAGCCAUCCUGUCACCAAAGGAGCCUCCUUCAUGGCGCCUGGCUCGUGAUAUUGUAUUCGAGCCAUAUUGGAUGAUGUAUGGAGAAGUCUAUGCUUCAGAGAUAGAUGUUUGUUCAAAUGAGACAUCUUGCCCUCCGGGUUCUUUCCUGACUCCAUUCCUGCAAGCCGUCUACCUCUUUGUGCAAUAUAUCAUCAUGGUGAACUUGCUGAUUGCCUGUUUCAACAACAUUUACUUAGACAUAAAAUCCAUCUCAAACAAGCUCUGGAAAUACAACCGCUAUCGCUACAUCAUGACCUACCACCAGAAGCCCUGGCUGCCCCCACCCUUCAUCCUGAUAAGUCACCUGUGCCUGCUCCUCCGAGGACUGUGCUGUCGCCCAGCGCCACAGGACCAGGAAGAGGGUGACAUGGGGCUAAAACUCUACCUCACUAAGGAUGACUUGAAAAAGCUUCAUGAUUUUGAAGAGCAGUGUGUGGAAAAAUAUUUCCAUGAGAAGACGGAAGGUCUGAAUUGUAGUUGUGAGGAACAGAUCCGAGCGACAUCCGAAAGGGUAUCAGAGAUGUUCUUCCAACUGAAAGAAAUGAAUGAAAAAGUGUCUUUUAUAAAGGACUCUCUACUAUCCCUGGACAGCCAGGUGGGACACCUACAGGAUCUCUCUGCCUUGACCGUUGACACCUUGAAGGUCCUUUCUGCUGUUGACACCUUGCAAGAAGACGAGAUUCUGCUGGCCAACAGAAAACAUUCUACUUGCAGAAAACGUCCCCACAGCUGGACCAAUGUCAUCUGUGCAAAGGUUCUGACUGACAUGGAGAGCUGUGGGAAGCAGAAAUUUCAGUACUAUAGCAUGCCCCCUUCUUUGCUGAGGAGCCUUGCUAGAAGCCAGCUUCCCCCAGGAGUGCAAAGGGGUGCCCUUGUAGAGGUUACACACAAUACGAGAGAGGCCUCACAUGUAAGAGAAGACCAGAAGGAACGAGAAGUGGAACAGAGAACAAUCGCUUCUGGGGUUUCCCAUGUCAGACAAGCACACUCUAAGUAUGGUCAGUUUCUCCUGGUCCCACCUUCUGAAAAGCAAGUUUCUUUGUCUCUGGAAAACCCCCCACAUCUUUUCAGAGCCUCUGGGGAGACAGGUACAGAUGAUGUGGCAUUGCAACAUAGACACCCAAGUGACGUCACCAUCCACUUGCCUGGGCAAACUCCUGCUGUCUCCCACCAGGCAUUGGGAGCAGAACACAAAGAUCAACAUGAGGCAGUUAUACAGAUGUCAGGCAAACCUGACAAGGCAGAACAAGACUCACUCAAAUUCAGUGGCACACCUGCUCCCAUGGCAGUGACUUCUCUUCCUUCAAGAGCCAUCAGCAUGCAAGAUGAAGGUGGAUAUGUGAACUGGGCAUUUUCAGAAAGUGAUGAAGCAGGUGUGUUUAGUUUUAAAAAGAAGUGGAAAACUUGCUUGGCUUCCACUUGCGACAGUGGCUCCAAACCAGGUGGAGACUGCUCCCUCCAGGCUGCAGGCAGGUCCGGGCUGGAUAACUCAAGACUGGCCCAGAGUUGUGAGUGGCCAGCAGGACCGUGGACCCAGGCAAGAAGAUCCUUUUGGAUCAAUCCUCUCUGCAGAGAUAAACCUCUCCUUAAGAGUCAUAGUUUUAGAUUCCACAAGGAGGAGAAACUGAGGAAGACCUGGAAGAACAACAGCCAUUCAAAAGCCUCAGAGACUGGGUCAACAUGGCUCAAAGCAAAGCUGCUAACCAAGAAUAGGAGUCUGUCAAAGAAAAGGAGGAAGGCCCAGGGACUCCAGGUGCCGGUGAUAACAGUCAAUGCCUGCUAUCAAAGUGACCAAUUGACUUCAGAGUCCGGAGAAACAAACACCACUGAAGACUACAGCAAGAACUGGCUUUCCGUGUCCAACUUCAGCCAGAUAGGUUUAGAACCUUAUAUAUACCAGAAAAUGAAAAUGAAGGAAAUCGAACGACAUACUACUCAAGCCAGUUACCACCUAAGGCAGAUGCAAGAGGACCCGGAUAAAAACCCCUCAUGGAAUUCCAGGAGCGCCAGCGUCAGCAGGAGUUUUCUAACAAGAAGCCCAAAUGAAGUUGACAAGAUCUCAGCCUCUUUAAAAAGCCCUCCAGAGCCUCACCGCCAUUAUUCAGCCAUUGAAAGGAAUAAUUUAAUGAGACUGUCUCAGACCAUACCGUUUACACCAAUCCAGCUGUUCACAGGAGAGGAAGUGACCAUCUACAAGCUUGAAGAGACUUCCCCUCUGACCCUUGAUAAGAGCAUGUCCUCUUGGUCCCAGCAUGGUAGAGCUGCCAUAAUCCAGGUGCUGUCACAAGAGGAGAUGGAUGGGGGCCUCCGCAAAGCCAUGCGCGUUAUCAGCACCUGGUCUGAGGAUGACGUUCUCAAGCCCGGGCAGGUUUUCAUUGUGAAGUCUUUUCUCCCCGAGGUCGUGCAGACAUGGUAUAAAAUCUUCCAGGAGAGCACUGUGCUUCACCUUUGCCUUAGGGAAAUUCAACAGCAAAGAGCUGCCCAAAAACUCAUCUAUACCUUCAACCAAGUAAAACCACAAACCAUUCCCUAUACACCAAGAUUUCUUGAGGUUUCCUUGGUCUACUGCCAUUCAGCUAACCAAUGGUUAACCAUUGAGAAGUACAUGACAGGGGAGUUCCGGAAAUACAAUAACAACAAUGGCGAUGAAAUUGCCCCCACCAACACCCUGGAAGAACUGAUGUUGGCUUUCUCUCACUGGACCUAUGAGUAUACCCGGGGAGAGCUGCUGGUUUUAGAUUUGCAAGGUGUUGGAGAAAAUUUGACAGAUCCAUCUGUUAUAAAACCGGAAGAUAAACAAUCAAGAGGGAUGGUGUUUGGACCGGCCAAUUUAGGGGAAGAUGCAAUUAGAAGCUUCAUUGCAAAACAUCGCUGCAACUCCUGCUGUGGGAAGCUCAGGCUGCCGGAUUUAAAAAGGAAUGACUACUCCCAUGCAAGGGCACAUUGCAACUUGGAACUUGCAAAAACCACUGAACCAGCUGAGGAACAUCCAGAAAGAGACAGAAAUAGAAGUCCCCUGGAAGAUCACACACGCCUUUAAAAAGGAAGAUGAAGGAAGAUGAUGGUCCCUUAGCUCCUUCUGCCAUGAUUUCUGUGGUAAUAGACAUAGACUGACACGAUCCUGACUAUGCCAGAAUCUCUGUCACGAUGACUUUACAGUGUGGACCUCCCUGGAGGUACCCUCUGAGCCUCAUCUCUCACUGCCCGGCAGAGGGCACCGUGUCUAAUGGAGGGACCCUCCUGGAUACUGACUUCUGAGAAGAAUGUGUGGCAUACACUCUCCUCUCCCGGUUCUGCAUGAAGAUACUAGAUGAGUCCGUUGGGAAGACUUUCCUUUAUACCUCAUUGCGUCAGCUGCCCACUUGGAGUAGAAUGCUGUGUACUAAAGAACCAGGGAAUAAAUUAAUUUAUUUUCUCAC
Messenger RNA from Rattus norvegicus (Norway rat), 10445 nucleotides. It is a transcript of the gene Trpm6, whose product is annotated as transient receptor potential cation channel, subfamily M, member 6. The record is from RefSeq and is a predicted model, not a curated record. Gene Ontology annotation, cellular component: plasma membrane; membrane; nucleus. Lineage: Eukaryota; Metazoa; Chordata; Mammalia; Rodentia; Muridae. Gene Ontology annotation, biological process: metal ion transport; magnesium ion transmembrane transport; protein tetramerization. Gene Ontology annotation, molecular function: monoatomic cation channel activity; calcium ion transmembrane transporter activity; protein kinase activity.